Molecule: messenger RNA, 12742 nt
Organism: Pomacea canaliculata
Lineage: Eukaryota; Metazoa; Mollusca; Gastropoda; Architaenioglossa; Ampullariidae
Product: tubulin glycylase 3C-like
Exons: 20
Coding region: 1521-5987 (1488 amino acids)
Biological process (GO): cilium movement; cilium assembly; protein polyglycylation
Cellular component (GO): cilium
Molecular function (GO): protein-glycine ligase activity, initiating
Source: RefSeq, a predicted model, not a curated record
AAAAGACGAGAUAUCCCUGAGGACAAAAGUGACUUUAGAUCCCAACUAAAACCGUGUGAUCGUGGCGUGAGGGUCCCGCACAUGCCCUUUGCCUCGGGCCCCGCGGGGGCUAAGAACGGGCCUGGGUAUGUCUAAGGAGUGGGGCCAGGCAACUGGUAGCUGACAGUGUUUUCUUUUGAAUGCAGUCUAUAUCUUUCAGUUCAUCUUGUCAUACUUUGUGAAAAUGCUGCCUAAAUACUUAAACUACGAUGUUUGUUUGCGGGCAUGUCAUUAAUGUUGAUCUCCAAAGGGCCUGAUGUUUUACUGACUGUCAUGAGUUCAAUCUUGUCCAUGCUGGUUCCCAUGUCAUACAACUUGUACGCUAUAUUUACAUUGGUUAUAUCUCCUACAGUUUUACCAGUCCCCUGCUGGGAAAACUCGAUCCCACCUUUGCCCUCAUGUAACUAAUUGCUCCAAUCAACUUAAACAUCAUCAAACACUCUACACUGUGCUUAUUUCAAACAACUUGCAUUAUCAAAGCAAAAGACAGGUUCCUCGAUGAGAUCAUACCUGUCCGGAGAAGACAUUUCAAUGCCUGACGAUGAAUUGCGCGAGUAAUCAUUUCCCUUGGAUGUAUAGCACGCGCACAGGCAUUCUUCUGUCAUUCCUUUUUAAGUCACUCUCCGAGUCACCGAGCAGACAAGCAAGAGAACACGAGAGAUAAUCAAGUAAUGUUUAUUUUUCUCUUAACGUAAUUACAGAAAGAACCGUAUGUUUCUGUAAGGCCCGUCGACCGUGUAUAAGCACUUUAAUACAGCGGCACGCGUCGAUCAGUAUCGACAAUUGAUCUGAUACAUAAAUUCUGAAGCUUAAAUAUUACUGUAAGAAUAAAUAAAAUGUGUAAUUGAUAAUACUUGUGAUUACUGUGACGGAACAUGAGGAUGAGUUUAUGAGAAUUUAAGAAAAUUAAAUUUUUAAUAAGUUAUGUAUAUGUACUAAAUUACGAUCAAUUGUUUAGAUAAAAACAGCUUUAUUACAUCGAAAUGUACUCUAUGCGCUUACUAUUGUUUUGAAUGCUGAUUAAAAAUUAUUUGGCUAAGUACUUUUGAAUCAGCGGUUUAUCAUGUUUGAAAAAAAGAUUCAGUAUACAUGUACAUUUACUUGAGUUCUUGCCCACCCCGCAAAGGUUUUGCUGUCCUUCGCAACGCUUUCCGUACCGAACGUCACUCGUUAGUUUCCGCUCAUCUACGGAAAGAAAUCCAAACUAAAUUAUUUUGAUCAUGAAUACACUAAUCCAUUUAUUGAGCCAUAAAAAUUCUAAACUUUCUUCGUUCGAGUGUAUAUUGGUUAGUAUAAAAUUUAUCUUACAAAGGUUACUUAUCAUACUGAUUUUUAAAGCGAGACUUCUGCGGGGCCGCUAGUUCAAUAUGGCGAUUCCAUGACGACGGGGCCUCGACAAGGGUCUUUUGUUCCGGCGUAAAUGGGGUCUGCGAUAACCGCCCGACCUCCCGAUAGAGCGUUGUGUGUGUUUUCACAAUGAAAUGGGGAGAGGCAUGUUGCAUGCGGAUCAGGACCUUACAUUUGCUAAAGAGAUCAGUGAGUCAAGUAAACGGACUGCACUUGGGAAAUCGGUGCACUUGGAUACGAAGCGCGUCACCAGUCUCCGUCCUAACACUAAGAGCAAUAAACUGACCCUAGAGCCGAUCACUGCCGCGGUCUCAACAAAUAGCAAAAUUAUUGACGAGAAAAGCCAUCCAAGUUCGUCCCUGAAAGAUGUCUUCGAACUAGAAAGGCCAGCGUCUCGCCGGAUUCUUCCAAGUCUGACACUAGACAAUGGACACGAUGAUGCGUUGAUGGACGACGUGUCAGGAAAUGGUACCAAACAUUUAGCAGUUACAAGCAAGGAUGAGUCGAAUUUCAAGAAGAAUAAUAGUAAAGUAGAAAGAAAAAAAAACCCGAAAGCAUUCACUAGCGCAAUGAGUAAACAUACAUACAUGCCUCCACGUACUGUUCAUCUUGAUGAAAACGUGUUCACAUUCCGCCCGAAAGUCAGCUCAGCAAGUAACAAAAUAGCCGAAAGCCUGGGGACAGACUUCAUGUCACGGCAACAAAUGCACAUUGAAAAACAGAGGAAACUUUUAGAACAGUCAUCUCAGUAUACACGGUUUUCUCUGUCACUUCCCCAAUCACAGAGGCAACAAGAAGCAAAAGAGUCAGAGAACAAAAACAGCAGUGCCCAGAAAAGGAACUUUGAUGCUGAUAAUGGUGAGAAGAAGGAUCAUUUAAGUGCUAGGAAAGAAAGAAGUAAUAAAGAGGCAGCAGAUCAAGAAGACAUUGCGCUGCCUUCUCAGCCACUGUUAAUGGAUGCAGCUUCCUUGAACACACCAUCAACAGAAUCACAGCCUCUGCAUGGUGUUAGUGCAGGAGAUGAGGCAGUGACAAAAAAGAAGAAGCAGACAGCAUGGUUUCCUGGCUCUGAGUCGCUUCCAAAACGAAAGCUUACUCCUGAAUGUGCAACUGAUAAAGAAAAUGAACUAUCCAGAUCCCUCACACGCAGUAAAACCAUACCUAUGCUUAACCAGCCAAGAUUGAAAAGUCAUCCACUGAGCGAUGGGGAACGGCUUCGUGCAGCCAAAGAAAUGGUUGAUAAAGCUAUAAAGUGUCAUAAAGUGUUUACCAUUCAAGGAGGAUACUCUAGCAUUCGUCACAGCCUUCGAGAACGAGGAUGGGUUGAGAAGUUCUACAAGAUUCCUUCAUUAUCUCAGAAGACUUCCAAACCCACACACCAAACCAGUUCUGAUGAUGAUGAUGACGACGACGACAAUGAGAAUGAUGGCAAUGAUGAUGGUGAUGAUGAUACUGAUGAUGAUGAUGACGAUGAUGAUGAUGACAAUGACCAGCCCCAAAUACCACCGUGGGAAGAAGAAGAUGGUUUCUAUGGGAUCAUGAACAGAGCAGAUUUAAUUCGUAUGUCUCGAAUGCUCAAGAACGUCAGUCCAUCAUUAUUUUGGGUGCUCAAACGUGAUGCCAUUGACCACCGCUAUUUGAACAAAGACCAGUUGGUCAAUCACUACAGCAAGGCUGGUUCUUUCACAACAAAGGUUGGGCUGUGCACAAACAUAAGGAAUGUGCCGUGGUUUGAACCAGUGGAUCCCGACCAGUUUUUCCUUCGCUGCUAUCGUCUUAGUCAUGAUGAAGAAAAACAAUCAUUUAUCGAUGACUUCCGUCAUACUGCGUGCAUGAACAUCCUUAAAAUCGUGAACAAGGAAACAAAGAAUGGAUACUUAAAUGAAGUGGAGAGAGAGGAUAAGAACGAAGAUGGUACCACAUCGGGAGCCAACACCUCAGCUAACAAAGAUCCAUGCAGUAAGGAAUCAGUUUGUCAGAACACAGAGCAUGCUUGUUCGCAAGCAACCUCUAGUGCUGACAAUAGUUAUGCAUGUGUACAGAACAGUGAUGCAACUUUAGAGGACACCACACCAGUUGAUGGCAAUGGGGAACAAAAGACAGCCAACACUGAGAGUACCACCCAGUUCUCUGACCCAGCAGUACUUGGCACUUCAAGGUUAUUCAGACAAAAUAGAAACCGAAUAAAGAAAAGAAACCCUGUCCCAUCCAGAAUUUUGGAGCUGGCCAUCCAGGAGUGUGAGAGAUUCUUAGGAGAGCGAGAGCAUGAAGACAUUGACAGACCUGUUCAGGAUGAGUUGUCAGAGUCCCAGUGGGAGGACUUUAUAAAGUGGUAUUAUGUGAUGGCUCAUGAAGAUGGAAUGAUUCCAGCGAUAUCCCAGAGGACGCUGACAUGUGUCGAAAGUCUUAUCAACCGGCUCCGGACAAAAUGCCCACAGUUUGAAAUGGAUGGCACACACAAUGUUUGGAUUGUUAAACCAGGGGCAAAGUCCCGUGGGAGAGGUAUCUUUUGCUAUAACCGCUUAGAGGAGAUGCUCAAACUGGUCAAUUCGCAGGUAGUGAAGAAAGAUGGGAAGUAUGUUGUCCAGAAGUACAUGGAACGUCCUUUGUUGAUCUACAACACUAAGUUUGACAUCCGGCAGUGGUUCUUGGUGACUGACUGGAGUCCAUUGACAGUUUGGUUUUACCAAGAAUCCUACCUGCGGUUCUGCUCACGGCAGUUCACUCUGGAAAACUUUGACCAGUCCAUCCACCUCUCCAACAAUGCCAUCCAAAAGUAUUGCCGUAAUGGUCCCCGCUCCAAGUUGUUGCCUGAUGAAAACAUGUGGACACAUGAGCAAUUCAAGGACUACUUAAGCAAAAAGAAAAUGCCACAUGCCUGGGAUGAAAUCAUAUACCCAGGGAUGAAACAGGCCAUCAUCUGCUCUCUUCUCUGUGCUCAGGACUUGGUGGAGUGCCGCAAGUCCUCAUUUGAGCUAUAUGGAGCAGACUUCAUGCUGACAGAAGAUUUUCAGCCAUGGCUUAUCGAGAUCAACUCUAGCCCUUCCAUGGAAGCAUCAACUUCAGUCACAGCUAAAUUGUGCCAUAAGGUCCUGGAUGACACCAUCAAGGUGGUUAUCGACCGUCGGUCUGACAAAAACUGCGAUGUUGGUAGCUUUGAGCUUGCCUAUAAGCAGCCCUUGGUGACUGUUCCCCCGUACAUUGGCAUGUCAAUGUGUGUGGAGGGUCAAGGAAUACGGAAGCAGGGGGGUGUUACAAUUCGUAAAAAUAUAGAAAACUAUCCAACAGAACCUUUGUUUACCUCGAAGAGCUUCCGUCCACUCAACAUAGAGAAAGGAGAAGAAUGUUUGACCAAAAAAGGUUCAUCUACGCCACUUGGAUGUAGUUCUACUGGGAAUAGAAUUGGAACAGCCACAAGGAAAGACACAUCUGACAAUCCAGGUCCCACACACCAUCUAGCUAGAUCUGUAGCCUUUGAGAAUGCUAGCAAGAACAGAUCAGACAACGUGAACUGGCCAGUUCGUGGUGAAGGAAAAUCUUUCAAAACAGGACGAACUUACAACUCUGACAAUCCAAAUCCCACACACCAUCUAGCUAGAUCUGUAGUCUUUGAGAAUGCUAGCAAGAACAGAUCAGACAUCGUGAACUUGCCGGUUCGGGGUGAUGGAAAAUCUUUCAAAACAGGACGAACUUACAACUCUGGUGACAUUGGUCAAUCUGAUCACAUGGAGACUGCCAGGAUGUCCCCUGAAAAAAGAACACUAAGCGCUGAGAUAACGUCUGUGUCCAAACCUGCCUGCGUAUCCAGCCCGCUGUUUAAUGAUUUGGGCAACAAGCGUUUUGUGUCACGGACAUCUGUGUCCUCCAACUAUCCCACCCCUGGAUCUCAAAAUACCACCAGCACAGUGCGGUCAUCAUUGGCUGUAAACAAUGUGGAGAACACAGUCCUGAGGAUGUUCAAACCUAGCAAAGGUCGUGUGAGUAUAAACUGCACUUGGUCACGCACAUGCACCGAGUGUGGUAGUGGCAUGAACCUGAGGCUAGAGAAUAGAAAUCCACACUGCCGUUGCCAGAAGGAUUCUGUCAUCACAUCUAAGAAAGAAGAAUAUGGCAUCCCUGCUAUCAGAAGUCUGCCACCACGGCCAAUAUUUAUACAAACUCGCAGCCGAGUCAAUGCUUUCAGCAGUUCAUCUUCUCAACAUCUCAUACGAUCUCCUUCCCAUGCAGUGUGUCCUGCUGCAAGUCAUCCUGCUUUAGGUACAUCACCCAAGAGCAUGGAGACCAGUAAAUCUAUAAGCUUCAAGGAAAAACUACUUGCAAAAUACCUACAUGGAGGAUCUGCUUCUUUACCAUUAAUGUUGCCUGUACACGUAGGUUCUGUAGCUUUUCGUGACCUUCCAAAGUUUGUGCAGGACUGCAUCAGUCCUAAGUCCCUGGAUAACAGAAGGAAGGGAUCUGUCUCAUCACGCUUGCCGACUGAUAGAGGAGGUCAACGCAGUGAAGUACCAGAAGUGAAACCAAUGAGAGGAUCAUUCAUAAUUAACCCCUGCUCAGUGGGCCACAUCCCUGUAUCCACAGAGACUCACGGACACUCAAGGUAGAAGACAAGCUACCAGUUCUUUUGGCUUCCUUCAUGGUGCCUAACUCCACCCUUAGCACCUCUUAUCUCACCAAAUUGUCAGAGGUUGGUUAGCAGGUCUAGGAUUACAAGUCAGACAGCAGAAAUUUAUAGCUCUUUUGCGUUCAUUAUAUGUCUUAUUUGUCCAUGAUCACCACAGUUCUGCUUACUUGUUGGUGACAGUUCUGGAGACAAUGAGCAAGGCUGUAUGGAACAAAAGAAGUGGGUUUCUCAGUCUCCAGGUCUUGAUUGCUGGCCUCUUUUUGCUGGUGAUGCUUCUGACAAUUAUUUGUAGGCUGGAUGCUGCCUUCUUCCACUGCACCUCUCAGUCUUCAAAUGUUACUUUCUUUAUUUGCUUUAUUUCCAUCCUGUUUGCCAUUGCAGCUUCAAAAAGUGUAUCUUUAUGAAACCUCCUGCAGUUGCAAGCAUAUUUUGAUGAGUAUUUGCUCAAUAUGAUCUACAUAUAAUCAGAUUGUUGAGCAGAAUAGAUCAUUGUCAGUUCUGGGAAGAACGUUUGAAAUGUCAACAAUAAAAAUAAUACUGAUGCAGAAGUAUCUAUUAUACUUCAUUCUUUCUAGCAUUUAUGUAGUAUGCUCAAUGGAUGUUUGAAGCUUUAGAUAGCAAGAUGUAUUAUGAUAUUUUGAAUAUUUAUACUCUGCUUUUACAUUUUAUUAUAGUCAUUCGGUCAAUUAAAGCCAUCAUACAAAGAAUAAAGAUGAUGUAUACUUUACUUACAAUGCCUUUGCAUGUGUCUUUUCUGCACUUGAGGGUGGUGAUCCUCAUUGUCAUGGUGCAUAGUGUUUCAAUGGUGGUUUCAGGUGGGUCAAUGUACUUAUUUUGAAAGUACUAUAGGUUAUGUGUAUGAAGAUGCUAACAAUGUUCCCAUGCUCAAUAAUGUAUAGUCAUUGUAGAUGUGGUUUUGUCUGUUUGUAAAAGGGGUGUUCAAAGUUAUGUUUAUGAAGAUGUUUAAAAUAUUAGAGAGUUUGCACACUGUCCUGCUAAAAAAUCAAGCUGACUGCAAAGGCAGUGAGAUUUUGACAGAUGUGUCAGCAUGUAUAUAAAAUUGAUUGUACUUUGAGUGAAAUGCACUUUGCAUGAAAAGUUCAUCAAGUGCAUUUUGUUACAGACUUCAACAAAAAAGAAAACAUAGGCACUGUAUAUUAUGAGUCAGGAAUAUUUGCAAUUCAGCGUCAUUAAGGCAGACAAAUUUGUCAGGUCUGGAGAAGCCAAACCAGGUAAUCCCUUACAGUGAAACCAAAGCUUUGCUCAAGCACCACUUCAGAUGCCAGUGGAUAAAUAAGCACGACCUGCUAUCAGACAGCCAGAUGCUAAAUCUGAAGCGCCACUAACAUCAUUGCUGCCUGCACACUGGACAUUGCCAGCUUUGUGCAGAUGUGUACCACCUGGGCUGUCAUACACUGAAAACUGCUUAUAUGAGGUGGGCUUACAGACCCCUCAGCAUGUCCUGCAGCACAGUGCACUACACAGAUGGACAGAGUUGUUACCACAGGAGCCAUAGUGGAAACAAAAACUGGAGCACCAAAGGAAACAGAAUAAACAGCCCAGCGACAAUUGUCAUCUUCCUCAGCAAGAAAGAUGAGCAUAGUUUGCUGUAUUCUGGAAAGAUGACCAUAGCUGUAUUCUAAAAGGAAAGAGGAGAGAUAUAGAACUUUCAAAACAUGUAAUAACUACGUUGAGGAAGAAGUUCUCUGAAAGACCCAAAGAAACCUUGUAUGACCAGUUCCAUUGAAUUUUUUAUUUCCACCAAGAGAAGGUUCGACAUUCAGUUAAGAAUAGCGUUUAUAUGUGUAAUUGCAUUGCUGUAGACUGCUUGCAUAUGUUGCUGAUGUUUAUCUCUGAUGACAUUGUCUCGGCUAGAUUUUUGAGGCACCAUAUGGCUGUGAUUACUGUGAACUCUGCCUCUGUUUAUAUUGCUUGUGUGAUCAUGCUGUCUUCUUUCACCAACAUAUUUGUCAAAUGCAUACAACACAGCUCUUUUUCUUUUAGCAGCUGCCAAUUUUGUCAGCUAAUUUGCUUUCCAACACUAUUGUGAUUACUGUCAACUGCUUUUGGUUAAUAUGAGCCCAGCUGUCUUUAAUACACUUUGUUUGCAGCAUAACUGUAUGCAGUACUAUAUUCCACCAUCUAAGAAUGUGAGUAUUGCUUACUUUGUCAGCAAUACACUUUUAGACCAGUGCCAACUGCCUUCAGUGCACAAAUUGGGGAAAACUGCUAGCUUUUAUCUCCAGUAUGCCAGUAACAAAUGCUAACCAAAUCACAGUUUUGUUACCUCUGCUUAUUUUGUCUUGUUCCAUUGGCUGUGACCACUUUUGUGUCCCCAGUGAAAUGUAUCACCUUUUUCUCACAGGCCAUGUCAUGUAUGCUCACAAUACGGUCUUCCUUUUCUGCUUCUGUUACUUGCUGUUGUGUGUGUAAGAGAGAGAAAGAGAAAGAUGUGCAUGUAUGAUGAUGCUAGAAACGAUACAGCUGUUGAGAUUUGGCAACUUGUUCUCACUCAUUGUGUUGUGCCCAGUAGCAGCAUGGCAUUGUUUUUUUCUAUAACUUUCAUUUAUGCUGCUGUCAUUGGUGAACUGAUUAUUUGAACUGGUGGUGACACUGGAAAGUGCAGAAUUAAACAGAAUAGCAGAUGAGGUUUUUCUCAUGUUUGUCGUAGAGUUGAUCAUUGACAUUUUAGAGGUGUUUACAUGUUGAAGUGUUGAAGUUUUUUUUUUUCCUUUCAAGGUGAGUCCAUAUGGAUUUAACCAAUUUUCUUAUUAGUAAUGCAAUAUUAAUUUCACAUAAGUGAUUCUUCAUUUUUUGUAUUUGUUUGAAAGUAUUUCAAAGAAUCUGUACAAGAGAAUGACCUCACAAAUGUACUGUACUUUUUGUAUCCAUAAUACAUAAUCUGUAGUUAUUUGGUUUUUUUUUCUGUGUACUUACAGAUGCAACUUAUUUUGCUAAAAGAAUAUAAUAUUGUUUUUAAGAAUUGCUGUGAUAUGUAUUUUAUGAUCAGGUAUUGGAGGAAAAGUUCAUUACGGUACCUUCAUCUCAGUAUAAGAUUAAUAUUGCAAUUAUUAUUAUGUGCAACAUUUGUUCCACUGUGGCAAUGUGGAUCAACAACAAGCAAGAAGCUCCACUCCAACUACUGGGGUAAUCCCGGUAAUGUAUUACAGAGACUGCAUGUAUCACUUCACCUACCUUGGCAGCAGAAUCAGCAAAGAUAGGGGUAGAGAUGAAGAUGUAAGAAACUGCAGACUUGCAUUCCACACUCUGAGACCCAUCUGGAACUCCAAGGAUUUAUCUCUGCACAACAUGAUUCACAUCUUCAAUACCAACAUAAAGCCAGUCCUUCUGUACAGAUCCGUGACAUGGCAUGUGACAAACACCAUCACCAGCAGGAUUCAGAUUAUUCAUCAAAAGAGGUCUGCCACAUCCUUAGCAUCAGAUGGCCUGAGAAGAUCUCCAAUGCAGACUUGUGGGAGAGAACUAGCCAAACACCUGCCAGCCAAGACAUCAAGAAGCGUAACUGGGGAUGGAUUGGUUACACCCUGUGAAAGCCAUCGGACAAUUUAACAAAUUCUGGGUUGAGAGACGCAGAUAAACAAGUAGGAGAUGUCCAACUGAAGGACACCCAGAACUGGAUUUGCUGAAUAGUCUGGUUGUGGCCAUGCUCCACUGGGGGCAAACAGCAGGGCUAAGAAGAAGCACAAUACUAAAGCACUUGUCCACAAGACAGUGAGGAAAUAGGGAUUAUAUGUUAUAAAUUAAUCUUGCACAAAUAAUUUCUCACUGAAUGUGACAUCUCUUUCAGGUCAGGACUUUUUUUGCUACAGAAAUUUUGUAUGCAGACUCAGCCUUAAAUACCAGCAACCAAAACAUUUAUUUAUUAAUCUGCACCAUGAAACCAAAUGCUGAUCAGUACUGCUCUUUAUCUUCUAUUACAAAGUUGCACCCAGUGCCAUGACUCAUUUGCAUACUACUCUAAAUGUCUUCCAGCAUAGUGAAGUCCCCUACUCUGUCCCAGGAAACCAUGUCUUCCACUCCAGUACCAUAGAAAAGACUGCUUCCUUUUAACACAGUAUCUUUCCUAUUCCAUUACUGAAAACUGCUCAUCCCUAAAUUGUAUCAACACAUUGCCCAGCAUUUUACAAGUUUUCAUUGCUUACUCCCAAACCACACUUAUCUAUUAUACUAUAUUCCACACCAGUAUAAAUCACUUAUUUAUGUACAUCGCUGUAUAGUUCCAUGCACAUUUUGAAUCAUCCAAUUAUACCACCAAUCCCCACAGCUUUGUUCUGUGCCACUUAAAGUUUCCCAGUUUAUAAAGGCAUUUUCUCUGAGGUAUCAUUUGCUUGUUGCAAAUAGUUUUUAUCACAGCACAUAGUAAAUAUAGCAACCUGAAAAUCUUAUUGUUAUAAGUACUGGGCAUAGAGCGAGUAAUUAUAAGCUUUUAAAUGUCUUAGACUAUUUCUUCUCACAGUUGGCAUCUACAUUUAAGUUAUAUAUAUUUUUAAAUUGUUUUUUAGCACUGCAUGUAUUGUAAGAAUUUAACAUGUGGUUUCCGACUGUGGUUAUUUAAAAAUAGUUAAAGAAAAUGACCUUAUAAAUGGUAUUUCAGUUGUAUGAGUGAGUUGCAUUUAUUUUAAUUCUGUUUUAACAACAAACUGAAUGACCAAGAAAUACUUGACUUCAUGUGGUUUUAUUACUUUUAUAUAAUUAUUAUAUUAAUUUAUAAUUUAUAUAAUGCACGUUUAUGUUCAAAUUGGAGUAUUAUUUCAACUAUUGCUUUAAUUUCUAUGUGCUUUUUUAAAACAAGAACAGAUUCUUAAAAAUAAGAUGGUACCAUAUGGCUGUUGGAGUUGUGCAUAUCCGUCAAAUGUAGGUCUUCAGUUCUAUUUGUUGCAUAUCAAGUCUGCUACCAGAACAGUCAAAGUGAUGCGAAAGCUCAAUUGAUAAUGCUUGACUGUAGUUCUCUGCAUGCAUUAAAAUGUACUAAAAUGUCGAUUGAAUUAUUUGAUGGUGUUAUUUUUAUUUUCACUUAGCCUCAUUGAGAUUAGCUGUUAAUCCUACAUCUGAUCAUGGUUUGCUGACAUAAAUGCACUCAUGAGUAUAGUAAAUAUUCAUAUUUUCUGGUUGAGCCAUAUUCAGUUGCAAUGAACAAAAAUGUCACUUUAUUUAAUUUGUGUCAUUUUAACAUGGUUCAGUAAAAUGUAUGCAAAUGAUGAAUUUAGUUGCUUUGGAAAAGUAUAUGAGUGAUAAAGACAUGCACAAAUUGCUUCAGCUAUAUUAGUACAUGUCUGCUUGUUUUCAGAAAACACCAAUUAAGGAAUGUUUUAGAUAACAUUUCAGGUUUUAGUAUUUCACAUUUACAUGGAAAUUGUUAUAUUUUGUUAAAAAUAUUGUAUCAUAUGUAGUCAUUAAUUUACACCAUUGGCUGUUUUUUUUAUCUAGACAAGUGUCUAAAUUUCACUUUUGAUAGUAGAAUCCGGGGCCAUAGUUAUGAACCAGAUGUACCUAUGUACUCGAGGUUUGCCUUACCUCAGCUCAAUACUAGCAGGCCUGUUAAGAAAUCUGUAGCCAUACUUGUGGACCAUCCAAAAGACAGGGACCUCAGGAUUAUCGGCCACCCUAAGCUGCUGUUGUUUCCAAUAAAUUCAGACAUUUCUGCUUUAUAGCUAAGCCCAAAGUAACCUUGUACCUGUUUCAUAACUAGGGCCUCUGGAGUAUUUUAGGGGCAAGAUGGAGAGAGUGAACAUUGAAUACUAAUUUUAUUCAGUCCUCUGCCCCUAAAUACAAUAUUAUAUCAUGGCGCUUUUUUUAAUAUUUUAGAUUUUCCAAGAAUAAAUAAUGGUUUAAAGCAUAUGUGUUCUGAAAUUUAGUUUGUAAUGUGAAGAACUGUUAUGACUUCUCUUUUAGCUUUCAGCAAAGGAUAUAAAAGCACUUAUUUUGCUCAUGAUGUCCUGUUGGAAUAUAUAUGAUGCAUGAUUUGGUUUUUGGCGAUGGCAUUUCAGAGAGACGCAUCCUUCUUGAAAUGUUCAGAAAAGUUCAAUUCUUUAAUUCUUGUAAUGAUGAUCUUCAUUCUUUUUAAAUAACUGUUUUACUUUUUUCCCCAUUAUGAGGUAAGCACAUCUAAACAUACGCAUAGCAAAGAAGGUAUGCUCAUGCACACAAACCGUUCAUCUGCCAUUUUGUGCUGUUCAUUGCUGCUCUCUACAUUAGACAUCAUUAGAUCCACCAACAGCAUAGUACAAACACCAUCAGAUUCAUAAGUAGCAUAGUAGCUUAGUAUAGACACCCUCAGAUGUAUCAAAAGUACACUCCAAUCAUGUUCUCCUUGGUUCCUUCAGAUCAUCAUAUCUGAUUCAUACAGCAUAAGCCACGUGAAUAUUCUCUGUAAAUAAAAGUUUACUAUCAAAGUAUCAUUAUCAGAAGAACUACAUGUUGUUACUUUUACAUCCAACAUCCCAUAAAUUUGAUUGCAGAGACAAAUUAGAAAAUGAUAAGAUGGCAUUUAUUUCUGAAGAAUAUGCAUCAUUCUCUGUGCUAGAAAAAAGUAUGACAUUCUAAACCAGGCAAAUCACAAGCUACAUCAAGUCUUCUUAGUUUAACUCCUUUUUUAGUCUUUUCUUGUAAGGAUGUUUACUGUGUACAGUAGUUAUGUUCUUGGGGGUGUUUAUUGUGCAUAUUAUAGUUAUCUCCAUUCUUUGAAGCAUAUAAAAUAAAAGAAGUACAAAUCAA